Strongylocentrotus purpuratus (purple sea urchin) is the source of this 441-nucleotide messenger RNA. RefSeq names its product trace amine-associated receptor 9-like. Gene Ontology annotation, cellular component: membrane. Gene Ontology annotation, biological process: G protein-coupled receptor signaling pathway. Gene Ontology annotation, molecular function: G protein-coupled receptor activity. The record is from RefSeq and is a predicted model, not a curated record. The transcript has a single exon. Lineage: Eukaryota; Metazoa; Echinodermata; Echinoidea; Camarodonta; Strongylocentrotidae. The coding region runs from base 1 to 441 and encodes 146 amino acids.
AUGAUUGGCGAUUGGCAGAACAUCUCAAGGAGUGAUGCCUGGGUGUGGGCACCUGUUUCGUGGGAGUGGUGGGUGGUCGUCCAGUUGGUCUUAGCCAUCAUCGGUAUCCUAGGAAACUUACUGAUGAUGCUCGUCAUCUUUUGGCCAGGACGUCGACGCUGUGCCACUGACAUCUUGAUUGGUGCUUUAGCCAUGGCCGAUUUCUUGACAUCCAUCUUCUUCAUACCACAUCGUCAAGUCAUCCAACUUUCGGACACCGUUGGAGGCGAGCUCUACUGUCGGAUUAUCCAUACAUCUGUCUUGAUGUGGAUAUCCAUUUGCGCAUCCAUCUUCACCCUGACAACCAUAUCGGUCGAGAGGUUGGUGGUUGUACGAUUUCCAAUCUGGUUCCAUCGUCUCUUCUCUCCAAAGCGCACCUCGAUCGCUGUCAUUGUCAUCUAG